Messenger RNA from Fundulus heteroclitus (mummichog), 2962 nucleotides. It is a transcript of the gene fbxw9, whose product is annotated as F-box and WD repeat domain containing 9. Gene Ontology annotation, cellular component: SCF ubiquitin ligase complex. NCBI's taxonomy places the organism in Eukaryota, Metazoa, Chordata, Actinopteri, Cyprinodontiformes, Fundulidae. The coding region runs from base 294 to 2027 and encodes 577 amino acids. Gene Ontology annotation, biological process: protein polyubiquitination. The record is from RefSeq and is a predicted model, not a curated record. Gene Ontology annotation, molecular function: protein binding; ubiquitin-like ligase-substrate adaptor activity. The transcript has 7 exons.
ACUGACGACAUAUUUGUGCGCCGGAAGUAGUUUUGAAUUUAGAAUUUUUUUGCGGCGAGGUAGAUGAGUCAGUUUGUUUUCAUCCAUCAUUAAACUGCGUUUCGGAUAACGACUCGUCAACGUUGACGCACGUUUUUAAAGACUCACAACCGGGACCAGCGGCACGUCAUCCUGUUCGGUACUAAGCUGUGGUCCAAAUCCGGGACCUUUGUUGUCGAGAGCAGUGUUAGCUUAGAGUAAUGUUAGUUCACAGUUGUUGAGUGUUUGUGGUCGUGUUAGGCAGGAGAGGAGAGAUGUCUGAGGUUGGGGUUAACCUACAUGAGGCAGAAUCGGGAAAACAGGUUCCGGAAGCACCGUGUCCCGACCAGGGAAAACCUCCGCGUACGGACAGCUCCAGCACGGACCUCCAGGGUCUGCCGCCUGCUCUGAGCUCACCACCAGCUGAAUCAAGUCUGUUGUCAUUGCCCUGGGAGAUCUUAACCCACAUUGCCUCCCUCCUUCCUGCGCACUUUGUGCUCAAUGUGCUGCCAAAGGUCUGUCGCACGUUGAGCACCGUGGGUGACGACACCACAGCGUGGCAGCUACGGGCCCAGAGACUAAUCGGAUCGAGGGCAAGAUUUCCAGUCGGGCCGAGGGAAGACUUUAACUGGCCCACUUCUUGCCUCGAGAUAGAGCAGCUCAUUACCUGCUGGGCAGGUGAGGUGCAACGUGUGGCCAAACAGUCAGAGGAGACGGCGGAUGAAAGGGACCAAGCGGGGCUGCAGGAGAGGGGGCUGCCUGCUGGGGGAUACGAAAAUGUAGGAGGAGAUGAGGUAGAUGGGGUGGGAGUGGCAGCACAGGAGGUCGCUUACGGCGCAGAUGAAGGCAUGGAGGUAGUGAUGGAGGCUGAGGAUGGUGAGGUGCAGCCAGUGUUGGAUGGAGACCAGAUGGCCAGGUUGAGAGAGGAAUUGGAAGGCAGGCUGGAGGUUGGUGCAGCUGCACAAAUGGAAGAUGGAAGGAUGUUGCUCGACGCAGACGCGGGCCAAGGCGCGCCUCAUCAUGACCAAAAUGAGCGUGCCCACCCAAGGUAUCUGGAUUACAGAGCACAAGUAGAAAUGAUCCAAAACAAAUCCUCCAGAAGUCCCAGCCCACCUCCGGCGCUGGAGUGCAUUACCUUACCCUCGAGCCACAUCGCCCCGGUCAACUCGGUGCUCCUCCUAGGAGGAAAGGGAGCACUCUGUGCCACGGCAUCCAGAGACUACAAUGUGAAACUUUGGGACCUGGAGGCAGGCUCUGACGGUGCGCUGCUGCACACGCUGCAGUCACAGGGUGACUUUACCUCUCACCGCCGGGGCUGGGCCUGGUGCCUGGCAUCUCAAGGUUCCCUUUUGGCCUCCGGGGGCUUUGAUGGCACAGUGAGGCUGUGGGACUUAGAGGCAGGCGGCGCAGAUAGGGGCCUGAUCAGGGCCGGGGCAGCCAUCCUCUGCUCGUCCUGGCAGACGGACGUCCUACUGGCUGGGAUGUUGGACAAGAGGAUCAAUAUGUACGACACAAGAGCUGCUGAACCGCUCAUUAAAAGUGUCCGUCUCCAUGGCGACGGCGUAAUGUGCCUGGCUGCCGACGACCGGUACAUCAUCUCCGGGAGCAUAGACUGCACUGUGGCGGUGUAUGAUCGCAGGGCACUGAAAGCAUUAAAGAGAAUUAAGAUGAGCUCCUAUUUAUCCGUCAUGAGCUACAGUGGCUGUGAGGUCUGGGCCGGAGACAACAAAGGCAUGCUGCGCUCCUUUUCCAUGGAGAGCGGAAACUUAAAGCUCCUCUCGCAGUUCGAUGUGGGACACACAGCACUGGUCACUGGCAUCCACAAGUCUCAAGGAAGCCUCUACACCUGCUCCACAGAUAAAACGACCAAGAUCCACAUCCCUUGUGGACCACCAAGGACUUUGUGUACACUGCGUCAUUCAGCUGCAGUCCAUGGGCUGAGUGUGGAGGCUGGAAUCCUCGCUCUGGCGUACGACGUUAAUGUGGAUAUCUGGAGACCCAGAAAGUGAAAGGCCGCUUUAAGAUUAGAAAACGGGCGUGGGGAAGAUCUACACGCCGUUUUGUCUGGAUUGUGAAAUUUCCGAUGCGUGGUUUAAAAAAAAAAAGAAAGAAGAGGAAACUACAGGUAAAAGUGUUUUAAUUUCCAAAUAAAUGUGUACACUGACCCUUAACAACGCAGCCGGGUUAAGUCUGUCAGGUUAUGUUUGUGCCACCGACCCGUGCGUGCAGAGAGACUGACGGGAACGCAUGUCUUUGUGUGAAUAACAAUAAUUUGUGGUAUGAUUAUCAAACGCGCCACCCCCACAAAUGAUCGUUUGUUCACAUAGAGGUAUACGUCGUAAAUAUAUGUUUGAGUCUCCCAAAGGGCAGUUCAGUCGAAAUGAAAGUUUUCCAUGGUGUAAAUCAAAUCAACCUGCACCCACAGACUGACGACAAACAUGUCUGAGAGGAGACGCCAUAUGAAGGGAAAUUACUCUUUGGUGUGUGGUGUGACAGACUUACAAGUCCCAAGCAAACAAUAGGACAAACUGACAAGAUAAAAGGAGAUUGCUUUUUGGGAGUCGGUGUACACCUGGGUACUACAGUUCUAAAAUGACAGCGUCCCAGCAGUAAUACUGUUGGAUAAACCUACUGUUUGUUUUUUUUGCAGUCUAUUAACUAUAAAACAACUGUUUUGGAAACCAUACGUUCAAUUUUGGUUGAAUCCUGUUAAAUUUCAAAGUUGUUUCUCCUGCACUCUUAAUUUUUUAUGUGAUAGAUUUAAUUCCAAGAGGUUAUUGUCAUGUCGAGGCUAUUUAUUGUGUGUGUGUGUGUUUUUUAUUAGAUGUAUCGUUUAAGAAUUUUAUGCUCAAACCCCAAAGAAAGCACAGAUAUUAAAGUGUUUAUUGUAUUUAAGAGCUAACGAAUUACAUUGCAAUCAACAAUAAAAGCACUUCUGCUCUUA